Messenger RNA from Talaromyces stipitatus ATCC 10500, 408 nucleotides. RefSeq lists its product as uncharacterized. Bases 1 to 408 code for a protein of 135 amino acids. Lineage: Eukaryota; Fungi; Ascomycota; Eurotiomycetes; Eurotiales; Trichocomaceae. The record is from RefSeq and is a predicted model, not a curated record. The transcript has 2 exons.
AUGGAAGGCGCAAGCUGCCUAUCUCCCAUGAAGAUGGGGCCCUUUCCCAUCAAAAGAAGAGUUGGCAAUCUUGCAUACAAGAUAGACCUGCCACUGGGCCUACACAUCCAUCCUAUUAUUUCUGUCAUCCACCUUGAACAAGCACCAAAAGAUGAAUGGGAAAGAUCCAUUAUAACGACAAUCCUACAGGAUGUUCACCAAAUCCGACUGCCAUUCAAAGUUAAGGAAAUACUAGAUAAAAAAGUAAUGCCUAUUCAAUCCGGUUCGAAACGCAAAAUCUGGUUCUAUCUUAUCAAGUACAAAGAUGUCAGGAACACUAGCGAUGCUUCCUAUAUUACCUUAUAUCUUUUCACCACGGUGAGGCCACCGUUUUUCUGGGGCGGCAUUCUGUCACGUGACACCACUUAG